AUGGGUACCUCACGUUUCUCUCGUCAUAGAGGCCGCCCUCGUCACCAUAAUCCUCCUCCCCCUACUUCCUCCUCCGCCCGCGUCCCAGUUCCCGAUAUUGCACCCCCAAAAUAUCGGACCUGGAAUAUAGAAAUUCAAGACGUAGCGGUCUUCUUUGCAUUUGGCUUGCGCCGCCAGGAUUUCUUGAAUCCUCAUAAGGGUUGCGGCCGAAUGUCGAUCGGAGGAUGGGAGGCUUUAACAGAUUUGAUGAAUGAGCUGAUCGCGAUAAAUAAUUAUCAGUAUGAACCAUUGCAAACUAGAUUGUUGCGUAACAGGUUCGAGUCCUCAUUUAAAAAAAUAGCACUUAAUCAGCUUAAAAUGACUUCAGACUUACCAAUAACACCAUCUGAAAAUUGGGUUCGCAAAGAAUUCUUGGACAUCGUUUUAAGCUACCCUACAAAUGUUCCUGAAUCCCCAGUCCUAGGAGCCUGCACAUCGGCUUCAACGACGCCUGAUAGGUGCAGGAUGUGGGGAGGCCUAGAAAUCCAAGGUAUAAAGAAAGCAACACAAGCGAUAAAACAGCACAACGAUUAUAAUAAUGGUAUUACGUCUAGCCCGCCGCUCCCAUCAGAGAAUUUCUUGAAAAAGGCAAAAUUUCUUCCCGAAAACCAAAGUACUUUGGAGACUUAUAAUAACUUUCGAGCACAAGGGCCAGAUCAUCGCCCAGCAACUCAACAACAGGUCGGUCAAUCUCAAGCAUCGGCUCUUCAACCAUACGGUGCUCAACAGGCUGGUGGUUUCAUGGGUGGCUAUUCACAUGGUUAUGCAAGUGAACAGCCACCAAUUUAUCCUACAAUUUAUCCUGAUUAUCUUACUCAGUAUCAAGAAAAUCAGGGUAGUUAUUCAGAUAGUCAAUCGUGGGCUAUGCAACCUUCUACAUCGGCUACUCAAUCAUACAUAGGUCAACCGCCUGGUGGGAAUACGGGCGCUCAUUCAUAUGGUUAUCAAAGUGGUCAAGCAAGUCAAGGUGGACAAGAUGAUCAGCAUUAUUAUUACCAAGGAAGUGGUCGCUAG
Messenger RNA from Botrytis sinoallii, 1053 nucleotides. RefSeq lists its product as uncharacterized. The transcript has a single exon. Bases 1 to 1053 code for a protein of 350 amino acids. NCBI's taxonomy places the organism in Eukaryota, Fungi, Ascomycota, Leotiomycetes, Helotiales, Sclerotiniaceae. The record is from RefSeq and is a predicted model, not a curated record.